AUGAACACAAUACUCGGGCUAUUCCUCGGGCUGGUCCCAGGAAGUCUACUGAAAUCCGAUCUCCCAAAUUCCGGAUCGAGACACUACUAUAUACCCAUCAUGCAAAGCUCAAAUUUCCCUAUGAGUGAAACCAAAGAGCACAAGAGCACACCAAUUCCGCUUUCAAGCGCAUCCCCGCCUUCUUACAACGACGUAAGCGGCGCCGUUAUCAUAAACCAAUAUGGCAAACCUCAAUUCCUAUCACCAGAGGAAGAGGUAGAGCGACAACAUCGGCUACAGCAAGCGGUGCGCGAGAAGAUGUUAGGGUUACCACGAACGACAAAGUUCGAAUGGCACCAGGGAACCUCAGGGACAUCAGGAACUGUGAGCGAGGAACCACCACUACCGCUGUAUACACCGCGAGAAGAUGAGAAGAAAUGA
Penicillium samsonianum is the source of this 420-nucleotide messenger RNA. RefSeq lists its product as uncharacterized. The record is from RefSeq and is a predicted model, not a curated record. NCBI's taxonomy places the organism in Eukaryota, Fungi, Ascomycota, Eurotiomycetes, Eurotiales, Aspergillaceae. The transcript has a single exon. Bases 1 to 420 code for a protein of 139 amino acids.